Messenger RNA from Fusarium odoratissimum NRRL 54006, 1728 nucleotides. RefSeq lists its product as uncharacterized. The record is from RefSeq and is a predicted model, not a curated record. NCBI's taxonomy places the organism in Eukaryota, Fungi, Ascomycota, Sordariomycetes, Hypocreales, Nectriaceae. Bases 1 to 1728 code for a protein of 575 amino acids. Gene Ontology annotation, cellular component: cytoplasm. The transcript has 2 exons. Gene Ontology annotation, molecular function: calcium ion binding; protein-arginine deiminase activity.
AUGCGCUGUCUUCACCUUCUGGCCCUUUGCGGCUUUCCAUUAGCUUUAUCUUGCCCUUCGGACCCUCGUAUCAAAGCCGACAUACGUGCUGAUACCAACCGCGACGGACAAGUCGACCUCGACGGGCUUUCGGACGCGAAUGGCAAGACGCGAUGGACUGAAAAGUCCGGUGCCAUUUUCCUCCCCAACAUCGGCGAUACGGAUCGACGCUGCUCCAAGCAGGCCCUCGCGGUUCAGGCUGUCAGCAACGAGGAGCUUGACGAUUGCAACGAUGCUUCUGACAACACCCAGAGAUCCCCCGAAUAUCUCGCACCCCUCAAGACCGUCCCCAUCACAACCCUCUUCGAAAACGCAAACGGUACCGUUACAGUUCCCGAUGCGGCACAGCGAAAGUUCGUACGUAUCUUCCAGAAGCAGGGCAAGGACUGGGUUUACAUCGACAACAACCAUACUUUCUCUCAACAGGAGCUGCAGGCUGGUCUUGACCUUGGCAUUGAUGCUCGUGAUACCAGACGUCCCGACGUUUGGGAUGGACGUGUCACUGUUCGCUUCACCGUUCAAGUCGGAGAUACCAAGUCAUCUGACACGGUCAUGCUACGUGUCGCACCCGUGCUCACGCACCAUCAUCUCCAAAAGGUCGAACAAGUCCUCGCCAGCCAGGACAACGGGAACCCUUAUCUUGUCUACUUCACCAACAUCCUCGCCUCGAUUGCCAAGGCUGCUGGCUUGAAGAAAGAUCUGUACCUAUUCAACGAAAGAAGUGGCAAAUGGGCCCAAGACUUUGUUGAGCCAGGCUACGCAAGCAUGCCUGGUCCGAAUGGAACAGUAUCUAUCCGGAUCAUGAUUCGGUGUCCCGGCGAUGAGCGAGAGGGUGGUAGACAACUCUUUCUGUAUUUCCGAAAGGCUGGAGUUGGUGCAGUCCAGCAUCUCGGUAAAGACGUCUCUAAUAUCGAUGCCGGUGGCAACAUCGAAGCCAUUCCUCCCUACACCUUCAAGGGCAAGAGUUGGCCAGCUGGGCGUCUCGUCCAUGGCAAGGAUGACACCGAAAAGCACCAUAUUCUUUCUUACCUUGAAGCUCAAGAGACACAGAAGCCCCUUCUGCUCGAUACUGCCUGGCUCUCAGUCGGUCAUGUCGAUGAGUUCCUCCAGUUCAUUCCCGCUAAGAACAAGCGAGGUUGGGUUGCAGUCAUCAGUGAUCCUCGAUUAGCUAUCAAGCUUCUUGAAGACGAGCAAAAGGCCAGGCAUGGAUCGCUCCCCGCUAUUUCACGCAAGGACGAUAUUGACUACGAUAUACCUACCAUCACCCAAUUAUUGGGCAGUAUGGGGUUUAUGAAGCUGAACAGAGAGUGCGCUCAGCGAAUCGACGGCAACAUCGAGACUCUGAGGCGGGAAGUUGGACUUGCUGAUGAGGACAUCAUUCGCAUUCCAGCUUUGUUCAAUAGAGACGACUCCUCUGAAGGUGAUGGCUCGAAACUCGAAGUCGGGGCAUUCUACCCUGCUGUCAUAAACAACCUCGUUCUUACUGGUUACAACACUUGCGUUGCACCUAACCCAUGGGGUCCAGUUGUCGAGGGCAAGGAUGUCCUUGCUAAGGUAAUUAGCGACACGUAUGCCAUGGUUGGGAUGAAGAUCAAGUUUAUCGAUGACUGGGAUAGUCAUCAUGAGGAUCAAGGGGGAGUUCAUUGUGGCACCAACUCAAUUCGAGACAUGUCUGCCCGGUGGUGGUGA